Messenger RNA from Spirodela intermedia, 5610 nucleotides. NCBI's taxonomy places the organism in Eukaryota, Viridiplantae, Streptophyta, Magnoliopsida, Alismatales, Araceae. The record is from the annotation of a GenBank genome assembly.
AUGGCGGAAAAGACAGCACCUGCAAGGGCGGUGGCAGAGCGGAAGAGACACACUAUCUUGAUGGUGUCAGACUUUUUCUACCCAAACUUCGGCGGUGUGGAGAGCCACAUCUACUGCCUUUCACAGUGCUUGAUCAGCCUUGGCCACAAGGUCAGAUUUGACCAUUGGAAAUUCGGGUUUUUUAUGUGUUUUUUAUGUUAACAUUUUACGAAAAUAUCAAACGCAUUUAGAAAAGUAUAAGGACAUUAUCGUUGGGUAAAAAUUCUUUAUGAUACGACCGUAGAAGAACUAGGAACCUAGGGGCUUGGCUAUACGAGUGCUGAUAUGAUUCUAUCGGGCACGAUAUAUAAUAUAUCUAGCCAUCUUUCUCCUAUGUGGGAAAUCUGAUCGGGAAUAGAGAUCAUGCCGUGUUCAAUUCAUGAUCUGAUGCAAAUCCUGGAUGAGAGCUCAUGGUCUGUAAUGUCCGUGUAGUAUACUCUAGGAAUCUAAACAGGGUUCCUCUGCUGAUUAACAGCAUGCUUCAAAAUCUCGUUCCUGGUUCCUGACUAAAUUUUCUUCUUGUCAAGGAAUAAAUAGGUUUUCUGUACUAGAGAAUGCUUAUUUCUUGACAGUGCAAAGAGGCGAGAAAAAAUUGUGUUAUAAAUGAAAUCGGAAUAGGAUAUUAUAUUUUUUGUAGAAAAAAUAAUUUGUUUUAAAUCCCUAAAGAACUUUACUCUAUGGAAAUGCAUGAAUGUGAAUAUUUACCCAACAUGAUUAUGGUUUACCCGAUGUGAAUAUAUCUGUUUACUAGUGAAAUUGAAAGUAACCAUGAUUAUAUAUUUGAAUUUCUCAGGUUGUGAUCAUGACACAUUCCUAUGGAAAUCGGUCAGGUGUACGGUAUAUGAGCAACGGGUUAAAAGUCUAUUACAUCCCUUGGAGACCAUUUUUCCUGCAGAAUACUUUACCGACAUUUUACUUGACACUUCCAAUUAUGAGGAACAUUUUCAUAAGGGAAAGGAUAUCUGUGGUCCAUGGACAUCAAGCAUUUUCAACUCUCUGUCAUGAAGCUAUAAUGCAUGCCCGGACAAUGGGAUACAAUGUCGUGUUCACGGAUCACUCACUAUAUGGCUUUGCUGAUAUUGGAAGCAUUCACAUGAAUAAGGUUCUACAAUUCACCUUGGCAGAUGUGAAUCAUGCUAUAUGCGUUUCGCACACAAGCAAGGAGAACACAGUUCUUCGGUCAGGGUUACCUCCAGAGAAAGUGUUCGUAAUACCGAAUGCUGUGGACGCUGCUAUGUUCAAUCCUGCCCCAAAGAGGCUGAACUGUGAUGAAAUCGUUAUAGUUGUGAUUAGUAGAUUAGUUUAUCGAAAGGGUGCUGAUCUUCUGGUUGAAGUCAUUCCCGAAGUAUGCAAUUUAUUCCCAAAUGUGAGUGAUCUUGGCCUCAUCUGUUUUUUCCUUCAUUGCUGAUCAUCGUCUGGCGGAGGUUAUUUAGUCUUGAGUUUAUUCAGAGAUGAGCCAUGUUUUACCUUCUUCCAAGUGUGUAAUGUCACGUGUUUUUAUCUUUCUAGGUUCACCUAGAUGUCUUUAAGCACUAUACACAAGUCUUCAGUUCCUCUUUUCACUCUGGCGUCCUCACUUGAUAUUUUUCUGCUGAAUCAAUGUUAUGCUAAUUGUUUUAUGGAGCUGUUCCACUCCGGGCAUGUUUCUCAGUAAGUGCAUGUCUUUUUUUCAGGUUCGUUUCAUCAUAGGAGGUGAUGGCCCAAAACGGUUACGACUGGAAGAGAUGAGAGAAAAACAUUCUCUUCAGGAUAGGGUUAGCAUGCUGGGAGCUGUUCCACAUGCUCAAGUGCGAUCUGUCUUAAUAUCGGGUCAUAUAUUUUUAAACAGGUGUGCUUUUUAAUGACUUCCUUUCUUUUUGAAUGAUCAACUAAUUGCCAUAACGGUGUAUACGGACUGAAGUAGGCGAUAUGAUAACCUUUUUCACUUUUCUGUUGGGAGGAUACUCUUUCGUAGCUAGGCAGAUGGUUAAAUUUUUGCAUGAUGGUGUGCUUAUCUCUGUUAAUACAGUCUUUUGGAAUUUUUCCUUCAAAGUUUUCAUGGACGUUCAUCACUUCCUGAACAAAGAAAUUAUGUUAGUCCCUUGAUUGGCAGGCCCCUGAACAUUUUCAUACACAGUAUUAAAUUAGUUCUUGUAAUACUGCAAUAAAUCGCUGUCCUUGAGAAAUAAUUAGACGACAAACCCAUCAUUUCACAUCCUCUCUUCCAUUCUCCGUUUACGAUCAUUGACAGUCCUCAGUUUAUGUGUUACUGUAGGGACUGACGGUGGGGAUUUAGAGUUAUUGAUUUUUGAUAGUCAAAGUAAGAAUAUACUCCCGUAUAUGGAAACCCUUCUGAGCUUUAUGGGCCUUGCCGGGCAGAAUUUGAUGAGGACUGGGAGAAAGCGCUUCUAUGGUGCUUCUGUCUUUUGCUCUAGUCUCAUAGCUCACGUUGUGACCAAAAAAGAUUCAAUGAUCUUUGUGUCGUUAUCAGAUUCUGUGAAGUAACCAAAGUGAAUGCUUGGUGGGAUUGGGUCCAGUGGAGAUCUGUGUAUAUAAAAAAAAACCCUAGGGAUCCGUCACUCAUGCUGCUAGACAUAAGCAAAGCAACCGCGCACCAAACCUCCAUUGGGUAUGGUCAUUGGUAUAUAUUUUUUUAUUACGACCACUGCAUUUCGUUAUCAUUAGGAUUCUCAUGAUUGGCAGACUACCAAAGUUUUCAUUUACAUUAAAAUGAAAUUUAGGGCAGUCCUGCAGUCUCCAAGCAUUCCAUUCCAUGAACAGCCACAUCUCGCUCUCCAUGACCAUCAUGACUAUUCGUUAUGUCCAUCACCUUUAACACCUGCAACACCUGCGUUGCCUGGAAACCAAAGCUGAAAGAGGCAUUCGAGAGUGUAUAAAUCUGUAUCAUGAUUCUGGCAUUAUCCCAAAAGAUAUUCAUCUUUCUCUUUUUCUGAGCCUUGGCCAUGACUGACUAGACUUGUCUUGUUAAAUUUAUUUUUUGUCAUAUUCUCUGGUCACUGGAUCCAAAUCCGUGCAAUUGAAGGCACCAAUUAAACCUUUGUCGAUCUUUAACCCUAGAAUUUUUUUGUCUUCUGCUCAUGUAAUGACGUAAAGAUGUAUGGGCGUUAGAACUCGUGAUAUGGUCUGUGGGUAGCUUUCUGCUGUCCGGAGGCAUCUUUACUUGACACACAAAUCUCGACAAGAAUAUGUACUAUAAUGUCUUAAGUCACAAUUGUGGGCUUCCAAGGGGCUAUUGUACUACAGUCAGACACCGUGGUAGAUAAACUGACACAUUUCGGAAGCCUGUUGUCAGGGCCACAAGGAAGAAUUGUAAGGAGGAUUCCAUGGCAUAGUUACAGUUAAGCUUUUUGUCCAUGUCAUUUGGGCGAUCAGUGAAACCUUUCAAACGCUUGGAUGCUGCUUAUUUAUGGUAUUUUUAUAGCGAUUUACAUGACUUCUUGUGGAUUAGUUCGUCAAUACUCAUGUUUUUCAUCUUGGGAUCUCUCCAUUGUCCAUCACCUUCAUGCUUCACUCUUUACUGAAUUUAAGAAUGCCACUUGUGAACUCUGGAAAUGGUGAUGCAUUUUUAGAUGUUCAUGUUGUUCUUCAUGUUGCAAUGCCAUCUCAGACAUCAGGCUACAUGAUUCUCAGGAUUAAUGAAUUUGACGGUACAUUUAAAUUAUUUUCAGUGGACAGUUGUAGACAUGUAUAUAUUAAUGCAUACGACCUAGGAAUUUAUGAUAUUUUCAGGUUUAUUAACCUAGACGCCGAUAUGUCUGUCAUCCUGGCAGCUCUCUUACUGAAGCUUUUUGUAUAGCCAUUUUGGAAGCUGCCUGUUGUGGGCUGCUCACUGUCAGCACCAGAGUUGGAGGUGUUCCCGAGGCAUGUAUUUGUGAUUCUCCUAUAUUUUUAAUUUCUAAAUCGUUAUUUAAUAUUACCUUCCCGCAUAACAAUUAUCUUUUUUUUUUUUUUUUUUUGGAGCGUUAAUUACAGGUUCUCCCUGAUGACAUGGUCGUGCUUGCAGAACCGGUGCCUAGUGAUAUGGUUCUUGCAAUAAAAAAGGCGAUAGAUCGACUUCCUAGCAUUGAUCCCCAUGCAAUGCACCUCCGUGUGGGUGACUGCAUCUGACUAUGGACUAUUGUUUCUUCUUCUUCUUCUUUCGCUUUUUAUUUGCAUAUUUAUAUUAGUUAUAUUAGUUAUAUUAGUUAUAUUAGUUAUAUUAGUCAUAUUAUUUAUAUUAUUUAUAUUAUUUAUAUUAGUUAUAUUAGUCAUAUUAUUUAUAUUAGUUAUAUUAGUCAUAUUAUUUAUAUUAGUUAUAUUAGUCAUAUUAUUUAUAUUAGUUAUAUUAGUCAUAUUAUUUAUAUUAGUUAUAUUAGUCAUAUUAUUUAUAUUAGUUAUAUUAGUUAUGACUUUCUGCUUUUCAGAUCAAAAAUCUGUAUAGCUGGCAUGACGUGGCUAGGAGAACUGAAAUUGUCUAUGAUCGUGCUCAAAGAUGCUCGGAUGAGAAUCUACUGCAACGCCUUUCGCGGUAUUCUUAUCACUUACUCUUAGAUUUUUAUUUUUCCUUUUAUUUCUAAAUUAGGCAACUCGAAGUGCUUUGGCCUUCUGACAUUAGUCAAAUACUGUGAAAUUAAUUUAGACAACUAAAUCCUAUUGCUAGUCGGUUUCGGAUUUGAUGGCACACGUUAUUUCGCAUGAAUAAACACCAUUUUUUUCAUCUGUUAUAUUCAACAUUUUCUAUGGAAAUGGGUUAUUUUUCAGAUCAGCCUCUGGUUCUAAUGAUUUCUAUGGCCUGAUUGCUUAACAUAUGAUCAGAGUAUCUGAUUCUGUCUCAUGGACUGCGCACUGUGUUGACCAUGUGACAAUAGUUGAAAAGCAGUCAACCCACGUACUGACCCGUGUGUAUAUUUGGGUGUUUAUCUACCAGGCUCAUAUUUAUUCUGGGUUUUUUAGUCAAACGACCCAUAUUUGGAUGUAUAUUUUUUUGAUUUACUUCGAAAGAUUAUGAAUCGACAGUUUGGCUAAUGGAAUAACGAAGCAUUUCAUGAAUGUGAUUUGAGAAUCAUAAAUGACUUCUGAAAAAUUACUAUGGAUUUAGCAUAUGAAAAUGCUCAGCUGAAAUUAUUUCUCAUCAAUUAUGCAUAUUUUUAGGUAUCUCAACUGUGGAGCGUGGGCAGGGAAACUGUUUUGUAUCGUGAUGAUCAUCGAUUUCUUGUUUUGGCAAUUUCUACAAUGGUGGCAGGUAAUAUCCCCCCCCAACCCAUCUAAUCUAAUCUAAUCUUACUUUCUAUAUUAUUUAUUUCCUGUUUAAUCUUGUCGAUCCCUCCGUAAUUAGAAAUCUUAAUUUAUUUCUUUGUUUUUACGACUUUGGAAUUCCUUUUUAUGCUUUUUAAUUAUUAUGUCAUCAUCUCCUUCCUUCAACAAACGGUGGGCCCCACAGUUCUUGCUUCUGUCUCGAAAUACCUAAUUCAGGUUUUGGUCGCAUUCCUGCAUUUCUCUGUGAACCAGCCGUCAGAAGACAUUGAGGUGGUACCGGAUCUUAUGCGGGCCGGGUGUGGACGAGGAGGGGACGAUGCCGGGCGGCAAUGUUGA